Maudiozyma saulgeensis is the source of this 1758-nucleotide messenger RNA. NCBI's taxonomy places the organism in Eukaryota, Fungi, Ascomycota, Saccharomycetes, Saccharomycetales, Saccharomycetaceae. The record is from the annotation of a GenBank genome assembly.
AUGGCCGAAGUUGAUAAGGGGAAGAGACUACAAUCUCAUUCAUCUCCCAAGAUUAAACAAAAUAGUAGGAUGACUACUGGUAGAGCAAGAUCUAAUUCGAGAAGUAGUGGGUCGAGGUCACAACCAUCUUUUGAUCAGUUUGAUCUCGCGAUCAAUCCAAUUACAAUGGAGCCCGUAAACACAAGUAGUCCGAGUGCAAAAGGCGCUAGUUCAGUGAUACCUAUUGUUUCAACAAGCCCCCCUAGUCUUAAUAUGAUAGAUUCGAUUUCAAAUACAACUUUAGAGAGGCAGUCUGUGCCACCUCCAACGUUCACAUCACGGAACAGAUAUACGCAUAUUCUUAUUUUAAGGUCAUUAAAUGGUACAUUUGAAACAAAAUAUUUGGUGAUUCCAUUCAAACCUGAUGCUUUAAAACUUGGAAGACCUGUAGUGAGCUCUAAUGGUGGAGGAAGCAAUGGUAAUGGGUCGGGUCCAAACAGCAUCAAUGGUGGUGGUAAUAGCAAACGUGAUGCUAGCUCAAUGGUUAGAUCAGAUAAUGGGAAUUUCGACUCAAGGGUCCUGUCAAGAAAUCAUGCAUCCUUAUGUUGUGAUAGCAAGACUGGUAAAAUAUAUAUUAAGGAUUUGAAAUCAAGCAAUGGUACAUUUGUUAAUGGAAAUAGAAUAGAUCAAGAGUACGUAGAACUGAAAGUGGGUGAUGUCAUUGAUUUGGGAACAGAUAUAGAUACCAAAUUUGAACAUAGAAAGAUUAGUGCAUUUGUUGAGGAAAUAUCAGUUAUACCACUUAUAGAUGGUAUCACAGAAUUACCAAAUACAUUUUCAGAAAAUGGGAAUAACAAGGUAGGUCCAAAUGGCACAGCGUCAUUGAGCGUGGCGAAGACAAUCCAAGGUCAUACACAAUUACAAUCACAAUCAUUUUCUAAACAACAAUCACAAUCAACAUCAAUGCAUAAAGAUAAAUUUAACAUGCAUAGAGGUGGCGAAGAUCCCUACUUAGCAGUUACUGCAUCCACGGCUCAAAGAGCGGCAUUUGAAGCAGCAAUGUUUGGGGACGUUAAUAACCUAGAUAUCGAGGAUGCUGUAUUAGGGCCCGAAACAGAAAUAUUGAGUGGCAUUUUUAUCAAUAAUUCGAUCGGAACGAGCCCCAAUCUAAUAAAUAUAAUAAAAUCAUUGGCCACUGAAAUUGCAUUAGAAAAACAAGAAUUCAUCAAAUUAAAAUCUAUUGAGAACUUUUUGGUUAAUUAUACUACGAACCUGGAAUAUGUUAAUAAACUGAUGAUGGAAAUGAACGAUAAACAAUUGGUGAAGUUACAAAGCUCAUUAAAACAACGAUUUACUGAAAAGCAUGAAACCUUAAUUAAGGAUACAAAGGCUCAGAUUGAAAAAACUAAGAAUGAUGCCAAUGAAUUUAAGGAUAUUUGUAAGGAAAAGGGAAAAAAUGAUAGUGCUACGAUACGGACACUUGAGAUGCAAGUAGAUGAUCUAAAGACAAGAUUAGAGGUUGAAAAAUAUAAGAAUACAAAAUUACAGACUUCAAGCGUAAAUCCGAAGAAGGUUUCCAAAGUCAGUAUAGCUGAUAGUACAACUUUUGCAAAAGAGGAUCUCGAUGAGAAAGAAAGUUCAAAGAUAGACAACGACGGGCAGUAUUUAGGUGGCCAGAAAGAGGGUACUGGGAAUGGUUUAAAAAGUGCUGCAUUAUUAACCAUUACAGCGGUUUCUGUUGGUUUUAUAGCAUUAAUUCUAAAAUAUUCUUCCAAGUAA